Andrographis paniculata is the source of this 2485-nucleotide messenger RNA. RefSeq lists its product as uncharacterized. The record is from RefSeq and is a predicted model, not a curated record. The transcript has 3 exons. NCBI's taxonomy places the organism in Eukaryota, Viridiplantae, Streptophyta, Magnoliopsida, Lamiales, Acanthaceae. Bases 174 to 1250 code for a protein of 358 amino acids.
GCGAAGGAAGGCAGAGGAAGAAACGUGAAGGAGAAGAAAGGAGAAAAAGAAAAAAAGAAAGAAAAAGAUUUAGCCGUCCGAUUCCAAUUCCGACUUGGGUGUACGUUGGAGGAGAUUUGGGUGAAGUUAUAAAAAUCCAGAAAGUAUCGGUAGGAGGAAAAAUUGGGGGCAGUAUGUCGAAUUCUCGAGGUGGUGGUGUACGUAGGGCUAUUCAAGGCCCAGAGUUUGACCCUUCGUCUGAUGAGUCACAGUAUCCUGUGCCAGCGCAUGUACCAACAGAGGCACCUAGUCAGGAUUUCUUUCGGCAGUUUAUGGCCGCGAUGAUGCCUCAACAGAGUAGUUUCAUUGAUGCUGUGAUGCGGCAUAACCCACCAACAUAUUCUGGUUCAGUGGAGCCAGGAGUCCUUGAGUUUUGGGUUGAAAAGAUGGAAAAGAUAUUUCGUGUUGUUCAGGUUCCGCCAGAUCAACGAGUUAAUAUUGGAGCCUAUUUCUUGGAAGGCCGAGCAAAUCGGUGGUGGUUAGGUGAAGAAGCUGCAGGUGUAGACCAAGUGGAUAUGACUUGGGAUGAAUUUAAAGCAAAGUUAAAGGCUAGGUUUAUACCGUCGCAUAUUCGAAAAGCGAAGAAGCAAGAAUUGCUGGACUUAAAGCAGGGCUCGAUGUCAGUUGAGGAUUAUUUUGUGAAGUUUAAUGAGUUGGAGAUGUAUGUUCCUGACUACUUUUCCUGUGAGCGAGACAGAAUUGACCAUUUUGUAGACGGGUUGCAACACAGAAUUCAAGAAGCUUUAGCGGUGUUGGAUAUCAGUUCAUUGUAUGAGGCUUACGAGCGUGCUGCCCGAUUUUAUCAGAAGCAGGAAGUCAGACAAAAGGAGAGUGAGAAGGAAAUAGGUUAUCAACAUCAGGUUCGAGAUAAGGGAAAAGCUAAAGUGGAGGAUGAACCCAAGGGUAAAAAGAAAUGGUGGCAAAUGUUUAGGUCUGGGCCAUCGUAUAAGGGGAUUUCGAUUAAUGAACCGAGUCAAGAGAGGUUUCAACAAUCGGGGGUUGUUUGUCGACAUUGUGGAACAAGUCAUUCAGGUACCCGUUGUGAUAAAGUUCCAUUGACAUGUUUUAAGUGUGGCGGAGUGAUAAGAAUCCCACAUCAGAUAGUACCCUUGAGCUCCCCAUGGUUAAGUUGUCAUUUCAUGAAUCGUUGGACAAUGAAUAUAUUUAUCCAAGUAUGUCACUUUGGAUGUAAGCUCCAGUUUUAUUUGUGAAAAAGAAAGAUGGAAGUUUGAGGUUGUGUAUUGACUACCGUGGACUGAACAAAGUCACGGUGAAGAACAAAUAUCCUCUUCCGAGGAUUGAUGAUCUAUUUGAUCAACUGAGAGGUGCAACUAUAUUCUCAAAGAUUGACUUGAGAUCUGGAUAUCAUCAGCUAAGGAUUGCAGAGCAUGACAUUCCGAAGACAGCUUUUCGGACUAGAUACGGGCAUUAUGAAUUCACGGUUAUGUCCUUUGGGUUGACUAACGCCCCGGCUGCGUUUAUGGAGUUGAUGAAUAGAAUUUUUCAACCAUACCUCGAUCAGUUUGUGGUGGUAUUUAUUGACGAUAUCUUGGUCUAUUCCCCAGAUAAAAAGACGCAUGCAAAACAUUUGCAUGUAAUAUUAAACAUAUUGCGUGCAAGAAGGUUAUAUGCCAAGUUAUCCAAAUGCGAGUUUUGGUUGAAGGAGGUUGCUUUCUUGGGGCAUGUUGUUUCUGGAAAGGGUAUCUCAGUAGAUCCUUCUAAAGUGGCGGCAAUCUUGGAUUGGCCAAGACCUACCAAUCAAUCAGAAGUAAGAAGCUUUUUGGGUUUGGCAGGAUAUUAUCGGCGAUUCGUUCUUGAUUUUUUGAAGGUUGCAAAACCAUUAACUAAUUUGCUGAAAAAGGAUGCAAAGAUUAACUGGGAUCACGAGUGUGAGUCAUCCUUUUUAGAAUUGAAAUAUCGAUUAACUUCAGCGCCAAUUUUGGCUUUACCAGUGGAAGGUGAGGAUUUUGAAGUGUAUAGUGAUGCUUCGAAGCAGGGAUUGGGAUGUGUCUUAAUGCAGAAUCAAAGAGUUAUUGCUUAUGCAUCACGACAACUAAAACCUCACGAAGAGAAUUAUCCGACACACGACUUGGAAAUGGCAGCAGUUGUGUUUGCUUUGAAGAUUUGGAGACACUAUCUUUAUGGAGCCCAUUGCAGAAUAUUUACUGACCAUCAAAGUUUGAAAUAUAUCUUCACCCAAAAAGAAUUGAAUUUAAGACAAAGAAGAUGGUUAGAAUUGGUGAAGGAUUAUGAUCUUGAAAUUGUGUAUCAUGAAGGCAAAGCAAAUGUUGUAGCCGAUGCCUUAAGUCGAAAACCAAGGCAUAACUUGGGCUUCAUGUCGGUUGCUGAUGAACUGUGCCAAGAUUUAGCGCGGAUGGAAAUUGAGGUACUUGGACGGGGUAUGACUCGGGGAUAUUUGCAAAUGAUACAAGUUGAGCCUGAAAUU